Molecule: messenger RNA, 2726 nt
Organism: Boleophthalmus pectinirostris (great blue-spotted mudskipper)
Lineage: Eukaryota; Metazoa; Chordata; Actinopteri; Gobiiformes; Gobiidae
Product: epithelial splicing regulatory protein 2-like
Exons: 12
Coding region: 15-1667 (550 amino acids)
Biological process (GO): regulation of RNA splicing
Cellular component (GO): ribonucleoprotein complex; nucleoplasm
Molecular function (GO): mRNA binding
Source: RefSeq, a predicted model, not a curated record
CGCCGUGUGUAGAUAUGGGCCUUGCUGAUGUAUCAGAGCAGUCGAUCGGGGUGAGAGAGGUUAGAAGUAUGGUGCAGCUGCUUCUUCGCAUCCUGGAUGAGCCCUACAAUCACAAAAUCUCUUGUGUUGAAAUUGUGAACUACAAGUUUGAUUCUGGCACAUGCUGUAAGACGGAACCGGUGGAUAGUGAGACAGUCAUCAGAGCCAGGGGACUUCCCUGGCAAUCAUCAGAUCAAGACAUUGCCCGGUUCUUUAAAGGGCUCAACAUUGCAAAGGGCGGUGUGGCUCUGUGUCUCAAUAAUCAGGGCCGGAGAAAUGGAGAGGCUUUAGUUCGUUUCAUCAAUUCUGAACACAGGGACCUGGCGCUUGAACGGCACAAGCAUCACAUGGGCAGCCGCUAUAUUGAGGUUUACAAAGCUACAGGAGAGGAAUUUCUAAAGAUUGCUGGAGGUACAUCCAAUGAGGUGUCCCAGUUUUUGUCAAAGGAGAACCAGGUGAUCAUUCGAAUGCGAGGGCUUCCUUUCACUGCUACACCACAGGAGGUGCUGUCCUUCCUGGGUUCUGAGAGCCCUGUCACAGAUGGAGCCGAGGGUCUGCUCUUCGUAAAGUACCCUGACGGACGACCCACGGGUGACGCUUUUGUGUUGUUCUCAUGUGAAGAGUAUGCGCAGAAUGCUCUGAAGAAGCACAAGCAGAUUCUAGGAAAGCGAUAUAUUGAGUUGUUCAGGAGUACUGCAGCUGAGGUUCAGCAGGUGCUGAAUCGUUACUUGUCCACUCCUCUGAUCUCCACAUUGCCUCCUUCACCUGUAAUGCCUCUCCCAAUGCUGGCCACACAACCAUUCCUCCCAGCCUCUAGUAGUGUCCGUGACUGUGUGCGCCUACGGGGGCUGCCCUACACUGCGGGCAUUGAGGACAUCCUGGAGUUUAUGGGAGAGCACACUGUCGACAUCAAACCUCAUGGAGUCCACAUGGUUCUCAACCAACAGGGCCGUCCCUCUGGCGAUGCCUUUAUUCAAAUGAAGUCUGCAGACAAGGCAUUUAUGGUUUCACAGAAGUGCCAUAAAAAGACUAUGAAGGACAGAUAUGUGGAGGUGUUCCAGUGCUCCACAGAGGAGAUGAGCAUUGUCCUAAUGGGGGGAACACUAAACCGCAGUGGGCUUUCUCCUCCACCAUGCAAAUUGCCUUGUCUGUCUCCACCAACAGCCUAUGCAGCCUUCCCCACACCCCCAGCUCUUCUGCCUGAAGCCCUGUACCAGCCCCCCCUGCUGGCGGCUCCUCGCACUCCCCACACUGCUGCUCACACUGCUGCGCACACACUGUACUACCCUCCUCAGCCUCACCUUUACAUGAACAUGAACAUGAACUACACAGCUUACUACCCCAGUCCCCCAGUCUCUCCCUCAACAGUGGGCUACUUUGCAGCUCCUCCGGGGGCAGUGGCAGCAGCAGUGGCAGCUCAGUCCCACCCCGCGGCCGCUGCCUCCUCUGUGCUGCCCCAGCCUGGUGCUCUAGUACGGAUGCAGGGCCUUCCCUACAAUGCAGGGGUCAAAGACAUUCUCAGCUUUUUUCAAGGAUAUCAGUACGGCCCUGAAGACUACAGCGGUGUGGUUCAGAUGAGUGAACAGGCCAGGAGUCUGAUUCAGCCCAAAGAAUGGCUCUGUCUGUAGGCACCAGCCAAAGCUGCAACCAGAUGGCGUUCUCAUCUUGUACAACUUCAGUGGGCAGUGCAAUGGAGAGGCCUUGAUCACAUUUCCAAGUGAAGAGGCCGCAAGACGGGCUGUAGCAGAGCGCUCCAACAAUCUUCUCUAUGGCCAGCAAAUCCACCUAGCCCUGUGUAACUGACCCUCUCUGACCCCCUCUAAACAGCACUGUACCUGCCUCAUGCUUCUGUGGCACUCCGGAAACUAUUGCCAUAUCAGCUCCAUGUCACCUCAUGGACUCAUCCCACCUAGACCAAUGGACUUAUUGAGUGCACCUACUAUAACAGCAGCGUGUGGAGAAGAGAUUGUCAUCCAUGGCCACUGCCAACUGCAUGCUUAUCUUUGUAUUCGUAUCCUUGACACUAGUGUAUGGACUGCUGUCUCUGAAAGGCUUAAGGACACCUACACCAUGAGCCAUCAUAAACAGAGUUUAGUGCCUGUUUUUCCAUCUGUACUGAGCUUCUUUUGGAUUUGAAUGUACACAAUGUUUGCCUUUUUGGACUUUUAUGUGGAUGCCAAGCUAUUGUUAGACCUCUCAUGGAAUAGAGUAAGCUGUAUGUGCUAAGUGUAAUGCUGAGCUGCAGGGACCAAACUACAGGCAUCACACUGCCAACUAAUGUGCAUGUCUUUUCUGUUUAAAGGCCUGCGUGUCUUGUUCGUUUCAGUAGCGCUUAAGUAUUUUUUUUUCUACUAAGAGCAUGAUGAAUUUAUAUUUUUAUUCUAUUUCCACAAAGGAAAUGUCAUUAAAUAGGCCAACAAAAGCCACUUUACAUUAGCUACUGUGUAUAUGAUGUAUUUAUAAGACUGUGUGGCUCUACUCUGCUUUGGACAAAAACUCUGUAGAAACUUCCUCUGUUGACACACACCUGUUUCUUUACCCACAUUACCCAGAGUGCAAUACUGGGCCACUGAGGCCAACCUCUGGUGGAUGUUAUUCCUUUGCUGCAAGUUUGAGACUUGCAUGGAUUUGAACAAUUUAAAGUAUAUGAAGAUGUAAGAAAAAAAUAAAGUUGUGUAUAAAAUGUC